AAUAAUCAUUUGGCAUUGAAUCCUCUCUUUGUUUGUCCACAUUGGAAGAUAUUGUCCGCUAGGAAAUUACAUUCCAGACAAUGUUGUUGUGUCACAGAUUCGGUCACCGGCGUCUCUAGGUUUAAAUAAAUGGGAUCCCCCCCUUUACUGUGACUGUGGAACUGUUCCGCUGGAGGUGAGCAGUGGCUGUCAAUGAUUGAGCGGAGCUCUGAGGGUUGAGUCAUAAGAGAAGCGGUCUGACCUGCUGGGGAAUGUGUCGGGAUCCCUCCCAUCACACCUGGGAGUGCCUCCUCCGUCCAGCGCUUCAUGUACAGCCCCAUCAACCAAUGGAAUUUGCCUGUAGGUUUGUUUAUGUUCCAGCACCAACCAAUCCGAAGGAUGUUCAAAGGUCCAGUCCUAUCGGGGUUAAACAUUCAGCCCUCCUGCCUCCGAUCAGAAAAACCAGACCCAGCUUCCCUCCUCCUCCUCCACCUCCUUCUCCUCCUCCACCUCGUCCUCUAACCCCUUCUGCUCCUCCACCUCCUCCUCCACCUCGUCCUCUAACCCCUUCUGCUCCUCCACCUCCUCCUCCACCUCGUCCUGCUCCUCGUAGCGCCGCAGAGCAGGGCAGCCCUGUGCCUUCUCCUCGGAGGUUCAGAGAGCAGCAUGAGAGGAGCACAGAGGAGAGGAGCGCCGCCGUGAUCCUCUCCGUCGUGAGGAGGAGCACGGCGGAGUGGAGCAAGGAGGAGAGGAGCACGGAGGAGAGGAGGACGGAGGAGAGGAGCAAGGAGGAGAGGAGGACGGAGGAGAGGAGCAGGGAGGGGAGCAGCGAGGCCCUGGGGGGAGGGAGGGCGCCCUCGGCCCCCGCUCUCUCCCCUAGGCCCCGGGCCGCCCUGAAGACCCCCGUCCCAGGCACAAAGCAAGCUCCACCCCUCCCUCCGAGGUCCCUGUGGAUGCGGGGCGCCCCAGAGUACCUGGUGCUGCUGCCCCAGACGGCCCCACUGAGGGCCCCCAGCCCCUCCCGCCCCCCCGCCCCGGACGGAAUAUUGGAUCCGGAUUCUCUGCCAGGAAACCCAAAUGUGAUUCUUGUCAGUUUGGGAAAGCUUCUUUCAGAGGACAGAGUGCACCCCACAGAAGGUGAACCCCUGCUUUGCUCCCAAUGUGGUGCUGGGCUCCUCUCCUGCUAUGACAACAUGGUGAACAGCUGCUCCUUCUGCCGGCCGGCUGGCCCCAGCGCCCCCGCGGCCCCCAGCGCCCCGGGGCCUGCCGGCGUCCCGGACAGCCUCUUCCUGCUGAACCCGGAGGGUCCGCACCUGGACCCCUCCGACGCCCUGCUCAUCUUCUGCAUCGACAUCUCCGGCUCCAUGGGCAUCACCUCCCCUGUCUCAUCGGAUGACAAGACCAUCUACAGAACACGACUGCAGUUUGUCAAGGACGCGGUGCUGCAGUGUGUCCAGAGGCUCUGCUACCAACAACCAGAGCUGCGUGUCGGUCUGAUCACCUUCAACAACCAGGUGACCCUCCAUGGCUACGAGGGGGGCGGGUCCCGUCUCCUGGGUGACGCCGAGCUCAUCGACUCUGAGUACCUGAAGGGGGCCGCCUCGGCCUUCCUGAGCCCGCCUCCGCUCUGCCAGACCAGGGACCGCCUGCAGAGGGCGCUGCUGGGGUUGUCAGAGGGUGGGUCCACAGCUCUGGGACCGGCCGCCCUCCUGGCCAUCGCCAUGGCUUCCAGACAAGCAGGGUCAAAGGUGAUCGUCUGCACGGACGGGAAGGCUAACACGGACCUGGGGAACCUGGAGGUGGAAGACCACGACGCUCACAUCCUGCUGUCCUCCACCAUCUUCUACCAGGACCUGGGGGAGUGGGCAGCCAGCAAGGGCGUGACGGUGUCGGUGCUAUCCAUCGAGGGGACCGACUGCCGUCUGGACGAGCUGGGCCGACUGGCGGACCGCACCGGGGGCAAGGUGCUGAUAGCCAGCCCCCAGAACCUGCACUGGGAGUUUGAGAAGAUCCUUGAGGACCAGGCGAUAGCGACUCACUGCACUGUCACUCUGCUGUUUCCUCAAUCUCUGUGUCUGAGAGGGGAGAGAGAGGCGGAACACAAGGGGACGAGAGAAGUAGGAAACGUGAGCCCACACAUGGAGAUAACCCUUCAGUUUGGUGCAAAGGAACAGGAUCCAGAAAGUGCAGUACCGCUCCUGUCCGCUGGGGAGCGCGUGUCCGUCCAGCUGCAGCUGAGAUACAGACUGAGGGAUGGACGGGAGAUGCUCCGCGUGUUAACCGCUCAGCGGGAAGUGACCCACGACAGCUCCAGCGUCCUCUCCUCGCUGUCUCUGGCCAUCAUCCAGCUCAACUCGUCCCAGGCUGGCGCUGCUCUGGCGGUCAGGGGCCGGUUCCAGGACGCCCGGGCGGAGGGCGACGCCCAGAGGCUGCUGAUGGACAGAGCGCUGCAGCAUAACUGCAGUGCAGAGGAGGAACAAAUCUACGACCAGUGGAAGAAGACCAUGGAGCCCAUUCACGGCAGCAUACACGACUACACUAGGAGGAAAUCUGUGGUUUCCGACUCACAGCCCCUCACAGACAAGGGCGCCGCCCUGCUGUAUGGAAUGAAGCACAGCAAUACAAACUCUAUUUCCCUUCGGGAUAAACAGAGACCUCAGUAAAGUGGGCCGUUCCACUGUCGUUCAUAUAUAUAUAUAUAUAUAUAUAUAUAUACAUUUUAAAGGUAUUAUUGCUUGUGACUGUUAACAACUUACUCUAACCCUAAUGUAUGGUUGAUUCGAUUAAAACUUAUUGAUAACUCCCUGGAGUUUAUUUGGAGUGGAUGUAUGGAGUUCAGUUAUCGGACUCUUAUUGAUAUGGAGUUCAGUUAUCAUACUCUUAUUGAUAAGGAGUUCAGUUAUCGGACACUCGAGGUGGGUGGGUCUAACGGUCGUCCAAGGCCAACUGUCUCAGGCUUCCGGAAGUGUCUUCUCUCCCGAGGCUCGCGAUCAAGGCAGUGCUCCUGGUCGGAGUGGAAGCUGCGUUCCGAUGACCUCGUGCGGUCGGGGGACGCGGCCCUGGGCG
Molecule: messenger RNA, 3045 nt
Organism: Gadus chalcogrammus (walleye pollock)
Lineage: Eukaryota; Metazoa; Chordata; Actinopteri; Gadiformes; Gadidae
Product: circularly permutated Ras protein 1
Exons: 20
Coding region: 252-2642 (796 amino acids)
Biological process (GO): endoplasmic reticulum to Golgi vesicle-mediated transport; intracellular protein transport; COPII-coated vesicle cargo loading
Cellular component (GO): endoplasmic reticulum exit site; COPII vesicle coat
Molecular function (GO): zinc ion binding; SNARE binding
Source: RefSeq, a predicted model, not a curated record